This is a messenger RNA of Malania oleifera, 1553 nucleotides long. Its product is annotated as COP9 signalosome complex subunit 7. The record is from RefSeq and is a predicted model, not a curated record. The coding region runs from base 274 to 1110 and encodes 278 amino acids. Gene Ontology annotation, cellular component: COP9 signalosome. The transcript is spliced from 10 exons. NCBI's taxonomy places the organism in Eukaryota, Viridiplantae, Streptophyta, Magnoliopsida, Santalales, Ximeniaceae.
UGGUUGAAAGGAAAAGAGCUUCUAGGAAGGAACCUGUUCGGUGGUACCCCUAUAAACGCAACAACAAAGCAAUGAAGGGAGCCAUGAAAACAAAGCGUUUGCCAGGGAGUGCUGAGAGCAUUCUGUGUGUCCGCACAGUUCCUAAGCCCUAAAACCUCGCUCCAUUCUCUGCAAAUCAAACUUGAAUCCCUUCUUUUUCUUCCUACUCAAUGUCCCCAGCUCAUUCGCUCUCACCAUAAAUUUCCAUUUUCUUUUCAAUUUGUUUUUUUAAGUAUGGAUAUUGAACAAAAGCAAGCAGACCUCAUCGAUCACUUCGCGAAGCAGGCCUCGAGUCACAAGGGCUCUGCCCUCGCACCUAUAAUUGUUGAGGCUACUUCACAUCCGUCGCUCUUCGCGUUCUCUGAGAUUCUUGCCGUCCCCAACGUUCUUGAGCUCCAAGAAACUGAGAAUUCCGUCUACCUUGACGUGCUUCGAUUGUUUGCAUAUGGCACAUGGAGUGAUUACAAGACUAAUGAUGGCCGAUAUUUGCAAUUGAAUCCUGAUCAAGUCCUCAAGCUAAAGCAACUUACAGUGCUUACACUAGCUGAGACAAACAAGGUACUUCCCUAUGAUCAACUGAUGCAGGAAUUGGAUGUCAUCAACGUACGUCAACUUGAAGAUUUUCUCAUAAAUGAGUGCAUGUAUGUGGGAAUAGUUAGAGGGAAGCUGGAUCAGUUGCGUAGAUGCUUUGAGGUUCAAUUUGCAGCAGGGCGGGAUCCGAGACCGGGACAACUGGGGAGUAUGAUUCAGACAUUAACAAACUGGUUGGCUACAUCAGACAAUCUGCUUGUCUCAAUUCAAGAAAAGAUAAAGUGGGCAGAUACUAUGAGUGAGUUGGACAAGAAGCACCGUAAAGAUGUCGAGGACAAGGUGGACGAAGUAAAGAAGUCACUUGCCCUCAAGGUCUCAAGAAGUGAAGGUCUUACUUACGUUGUGGCAGAAGUUACACACUGUAAGCAGGCCGACAUUGACUUCCGAGGGCAUGAGGAGAUCUACUCUGAACCUGGUGGAGUAAUGGACUAUGAGGAAGACCGAAGCCGGCCCAAGAGGAGGCGGCAUCCAUUAUCUUGAAGAUAAAUCAGAGUCAGAUUUCCUUGGACAGGUUUUCAGGCAAUUUGCCAGUUUUCAGCUCGUGGCAUUCAGACUGCACAUGAUUUCUGCUUUUGGAGACUCGAUGUCGAAAUUGUCAGAGUUGCUUUAGACUGCAUAUUUGACAAAUUGUUAGCUUGUACUGAACCCUGUUAUUAGUCCUAAGAGUUGGUGAAAAGGUUGUCGGCAUCGGGUGGUGCGGCUGAAAAAAUUUUACAGGAACACAGCAAAAUUGUAAUCUAAAUUACUGUGCUUCAUGAUGUUGCAAUGUUGCACUUGAUGCUACAUUUGGGAGCAACUAUUUAUUAUUUGUUUAGAUGCUUCCCUCUUCAUUUGUUGUCAUCUUUCCCCCAUCUUCCUUGGGACCAAUUACUUAUUUGUUUUUGUAGAUUUCUCUUCUUAGAAGCACUAACAGAACUUGUUUC